AUGCCUGGCGCGGCGCCCCCCGCCACUUCCAUUCCACCCGGACUCGCCGCGGCCUCUCCGGCAGAGCAUCCAAGCUUCGGCCGUCUUCGCUCUUUGGCCUUCGAUCAGAGGCCCAAGCUGGGGUGGCGCCAUCCUUCCAGCCUUGUCGCGAGUCAAGUGGAGCAAGCGGAGCAAGCUGGUCCGUGCCCUUCCACCAUUCAAUACACACCGGGCCUUGACGCUGCCCAGCCUUGCCCCUUCCUCUUCUGGUGCCCAACACCACCACAAACUCUCCAAUACGAAGAAGGCCUCGACUCCAGCACGUUUUUGGCAGGACAACGCUUUCACACAAUAAUCAAGGGCUCAUAA
Moesziomyces aphidis is the source of this 348-nucleotide messenger RNA. The record is from the annotation of a GenBank genome assembly. NCBI's taxonomy places the organism in Eukaryota, Fungi, Basidiomycota, Ustilaginomycetes, Ustilaginales, Ustilaginaceae.